GUGCCUGCGUGUUCAUAAUGACCACAGGGGCACAUCGCUGGUGUCGGAAGCGCUGUGGCAGCAUCAUAAGCUCAGAGAGCUGCAGCAGUGGGUCUUGCUCAGCUGGGCGUUCUGAUGGGACCACGGGAGAGUAGCACUAGCACCAGCAGUAGUAUUAUUAUUAGUAUUAAUAUUAUUCGGCUUCAAUGCCCCCCCUCCCUGUCUCGGGCCGAGCGCGGGAUUGGGUUCUCUGCACAGGCGUUGCUUGUCCCCGCUCUCAAUCCAGAUGCUGCUGCUUCUGCAAGUCGGGAGAAGUUUUGUGGAAUGUAAUGUCAUGUGCAGGAUUGGUGUUAGUGGGAGCUAAUGCGUCUGCGUGCAACCGUGGGGAAGAGAGUGCGAGAGAGAAGAGGUUUGGGGGGAUCGUGUUUGUGUUUGUCUUUUUUGUGUUUUUCUUUCCACCCUGGAUGCCAUUUCUGGGGUGUAAAACGUGAAUCAGAAGUUAGAGUGGGUGGUGCUCACGCUGUUUGGCGAGGAUUGUGAAUGCCGGUUGAGGCGGUGAGCAGGAGCGUGUUUCGUUAGGCACGCUUCGGGGAUUGAGUGCGGGGCUGAGUUGGGGUUGAGUGAAGUGCAGUGUUCAUAAGUCUAGGUGCAGGUUGUACAGUUUUUUUUUUUUUUUUUUUUUUUUUUUUUUUUCCUUCCCCCCUUCUUCUUCCUCCUCCUCCUUCGCAGUACGAAUGUAUAGUUGGGAGUGAGGUUGGAGCUUGGGAGGGUAGUAAUUUUCUCGACGAGGGGAAGGAUACAUUCGACGAAAAGACGGUCCAGCGACCUCGCUGAUCGGGCAAUCAUUGAAGAGGAGACUGUUCGAUUCUCAUCGUCGGCGCCAGCCGGCUUUUUCUGUGCGUGGCAAUGCUUUUUGCCCAGUUCUAUGGUUCCAAGUGUCCUUUUAAGUUCCGUGUGCGUGGUAGACGACUUUGAUUGUGCGUUGCAAGGUUGAGUAGAUCACACACUCUGUGCCUCGCUCUAAGCUGUGGCGUAGUUCUGCAUACUGCCUUCGCAAUUGUAACGGGACUUAGUACAAGCUGAUGGACCAAGCGGGACUCUCUCUUUCUUUCUUGUGGUGGUCGACACCGUGAUUAAGCUCAAGCACAUGUGUACGGAGCUGUCGUGAAAGCACUAGAGCCUUCAUGAGCAGUGGUGGAGCCGUUACCAUUGUUCUAGCCAGUGUGCAACUCUGGCAGAAUGUUUGCGAGGGCCCGUCAAAGGCUAACGAAUGAUGUCUAUCUUUGAACAGUGUAGCUGAAGAUCGUCCGCUUAUUUGGUCUAUAAGGUGAGGUGGGGCGAAAGUUUGCUUGGAUAUGGAAGUUGCAGGCAGCAAAAUAUUUUAACAGACUUUCCUAGAACGGGAGUACUUGCCGAGGGUGGACGUCCUCUUCGGGAAUGCUAAUGCAGAGGAGAAUUUCGGCUUUUCUACAGCGCGUAAGCGGAACUAAGGCUUCACCACUUCCGGGUGAAGCGCACUGAGACCAAGAUGUAGUUGGAAGCUCUGAAGAUUGCCACACGGAAAUCGUACAUGAGAUUGCCAUAUGGUGCUUGGAGUCGAGAGGUUUAGGGCCAGGGACAGUGAUACAAGCUGGAGCAGGUACAGAGAAGGAGGCGGGGGGUCAGGAUGCACGGAAUCAACAAGAGGGGACUGGAGACUGCCUGGUCCUCCCAGGGCUUGCGAGUGAAGCGAGCCAUACUCGCAGGGCGCAGAGCUGGUCCUAGCACGCCGGUGCCCAGUUGGAAGGUGUUCCACAACCAGCUCUACGACGGCAUUGCAGCUGCGGCUGCAGCACAUGCUGCAGCGGGGAGGCCAACCCCAGUUUCGGCUCGCAAGCUGGCGGCCUCCCUGUGGGAGCUCCAAGACCAUCCUCUUCCCGCUUGUCUCUGUAGCCAGCAUUGGCUCAAAGGGAUCUCCGACAAUUCGAGUCCUCGUUCACAGGCAGAUUCUUACUUCUCGCCACGCAGUUGCAAGUUUGCAUAUCAGCAAUAUGUGAAGGCUGGGGCAGAGAACGGCAAGCGUGGCGGUAAUUUCGGAAAACAUUUGGCAGCUAUGCAUACUCACGUGCAUCACGGGGAGAAGAGUGAUGGACCUGAUCAUCAUGUGGCCUCUGCAUCCAUUCAGCUUGAAGGCCAGAGGCAUCAGGUAUCCUCAGCUUGCUCCAACCGGUCUAACCACAGGAAAUACGACGGAAAGGUUGGGGAGAAUUCGACGACCACAUCACGGGAGCUCCUGAAAGUCUUGAGCCGCAUUCGCAUUCUGGAAGAGCAGCACACUUCCAGCUUAACCUUGACAGCCACACUAAGGACAGAAUUAGAGCAAGCUCGUGCUCGGGUACAAGAUUUAGAACAGACACAGAAAGCAUCUCGGAGAGAGGUGGAAACCAUCAUGAAGAAAAUUGCCGAUGAAAAGGCAAGCUGGAAAGCCAAGGAGCAGGAGAAGAUGCAAGAGAGGAUAGCCAGCGGAUUACAAGCUGUGAAGGACGAGUUGGAGGAGGAGCGAAAGAUGAGGCGCAGACUGGAAAUGUCCAACCGGAAGAUGAACAAGGAAAUUGUGGAGGCGAACAUGGCUGCAGCGAAAGCGCUUCAAGAGCUUGAGAAUGAACGCAAAUCAAGGCAGCUAAUGGAAGACGUCUGUGAUGAGUUGGCUCGGGAAAUUGGGGACGACAAGCACGAAAGAGAAGAAUUGAAACGGGAGACCGAGAGAGUGCGGGACGAGCUUGAAGAGGAGCGGAGGAUGUUGCAACUGGCUGAGGUCUGGCGGGAAGAACGUGUACAGAUGAAGCUCACCGAAGCCAAAGUGGCACUUGAGGAGAAGAGCGCUGCCUUGGACGUUAUGCGCGCAGAGCUGGAAGCCUUUCUCAGGGCCCAAAUUGGCGAUGCCCGGAGCCCUGCCACUCAGGAAGCCCAGAUCUUGCGCAAUGUCGUCACUGCAAUGCAUCCGAGAGGACUUGUAGCGUCCUUUCCCCCCAUCGCACUCAACCAGGCAGCCUCGCCCGACAAUGAUCUCUACACCAUGGAUUUGAGCACGGAGGAUCAAAUGACUGGCGAUGAGGCACGGGAGGGUCGAUAUUGGGGCAACCCUUUAGAUUCUCAGGAUAUUGGGAGCCGGUGGGAGGACAGCGAAGGUGACAUGGUGGAGGUAAACUGUGAAGCCGGAAGCUCGUCAUACGCACGAGAUUCCGCUCAUGUGGCCAGACGAGACUCACAGGAAUGGCAUGCCGCGGAUACAAACCAUGGGGAGUCGGACUAUGUUAGCGAGUCUCAUGACUCCGACGAAGACGAGGAUCCACGCCAGGGUGACUGUGCAGAGUCUCACUGGAACAGCCACCAUGAGGAUGACCAUUACCGUAGUAACGGUGGCAUUGUCCAUGCACAAGAUCCUGAAGACAGCGUUGACGAAUACGCACACAUCGAUGAGGACAUAGUGGCAUUGAGCAGGCCGAAUGGUCACCACGUAGAGAAAGGAAUGUGGAGAGAGGAAGCUUACGUCGAUGCCCAACCCAACGGCUCGGCGUUGCGACGGGACGAGGACGAUCUCAACCAACAACACCACUCGUCCAGGCAUCUCUCCAACGGGCACGCGAGCCAUCUCAUGGGUGCGUCGUCUCCCCAGCAUAGGGCACGCCAACACUCGCAAUCGCCGGACAAAGCCAACAACACGCAUAUCAUCCGAGGCAUGAAAGGGCACAUGGAGUGGCCUCGAAACAACAUCGACGUGGUGAUGCGAUCCAAGCUGCUGGAAUCCAACCUCGAGAGGCAGCAGCUCCGCCACAGAUAAUAGCCAUUGUGGGUGGGUAAUGUUGUUCCCUAUCUUCCUCGUGUAAAAUGAUUUCACAUACCUUAUCAACGCCGAUGGGUCGAUUCAGAAAAGCUCGCACCAGAGGCCGCUAAGUCUAAAGUGGUUGCACGAAGUGCAAUGCGCAUGGCCAUAUCAUGCCAGGGGUUUUGAGAGAUGCUCCGCGAAGAGCAAACCCUAAAGAUUCGCCAAACCCCUCCUCACCACUGUUUUUGAGUUAUGUCAUCGGCGCAUAGUAACUUGCUGUAAAAGCUCGCCGUCCUGGUGGCAAAGGGUUUGCAAGGUAGGCUACUCCAUUGAGAUUGUUUAGAGAGGGUCGCGGUACGCAAAGUUGUACACGAGCAGUGCAAAACAAAGACGAACAUUAUUUCCCGUUGCAAAAAAAUUCCCUGUUUUUUCACCUUCACUAUUUUUUUGUUUUUUGAACUUUUAGUUCUUUUUUUAGUUUUGAAGAGCUGGGUCUGGGUGUAUAGUGAUCUGAAAUGGCUAAGAUGACUAAGCAAACUGGUGUUUUUCCUAAAGAUCACCCAAUCGGAGUCCCAUGAGAGCCUCUGAAACCAAACAUCAAACAGGGUUGUAUCGGCUAUAGGUUAUAGCCUUUUCCUCAUGCACUUUAUCUUCACUUCUAGAUGGAUUAAAAGUUGCGAA
Physcomitrium patens is the source of this 4465-nucleotide messenger RNA. RefSeq lists its product as uncharacterized. The record is from RefSeq and is a predicted model, not a curated record. NCBI's taxonomy places the organism in Eukaryota, Viridiplantae, Streptophyta, Bryopsida, Funariales, Funariaceae.